Molecule: messenger RNA, 3274 nt
Organism: Paralichthys olivaceus (Japanese flounder)
Lineage: Eukaryota; Metazoa; Chordata; Actinopteri; Pleuronectiformes; Paralichthyidae
Source: RefSeq, a predicted model, not a curated record
AGAAGGAGAAGAAGAAGAAGAAGAAGAAGGAACAACAACAACAACGAAACGAAAACAGCAAAAACAGCAAAAUUAGGACACUAGCAUGGCUGCCGACAGCGAGCCCGAGUCGGAGGUGUUUGAGAUCACCGACUUCACAACAGCGUCAGAGUGGGAACGGUUUGUGUCCAGAGUGGAGGAAGUGCUGAAUGACUGGAAGCUGAUUGGGAACUCAGCAGGAAACCUGUCCCUGGAAAAGGGUGAAUACACCAGAGGCACCUGGGGGGAGAAUUCUCAGGAAAUAAAUUUUGCUGAUUUUAAGUUCCUCAUAACUCACCACUUUCUGAAAAAAGAAUGUGAAAAGGACAGUGGGAAGGACAAGAUUGAGGAAGAUGCCUUCCCCUUGGCAAUGGAGGACCUUCUGUGUAUGAACAAUGAUUUCCCGCCUCGAGCCCACUGCCUGGUCAGAUGGUAUGGUAUACGAGAAUUUGUGGUCAUUACCCCUGGAACCAACUGUGAGGCCAUCGUCAGUGAGUCAAAAUGCAAUCUGCUCUUCAGUUCCAUCUCCAUUUCUCUGGCCAACAGUGGCUGCCAGGUCCCCAUAUUUGUUCAGAUCCAGCAGAAGUGGAGACGGAUGUAUGCUGGAGAGUGCCAGGGGCCAGGUGUGCGCACUGACUUUGAGAUGGUCCACCUCCGAAAGGUGCCAAGUCAGUAUAACCACCUGUCUGGCCUGCUCGACAUCUUCAAGUCUAAAAUAGGUUGUAACCAGUCCCCUCUACCUCCAGUCAACAUUGCAAUCCGUUUUACCUACAUUCUCCAGGACUGGCAGCAGUAUUUGUGGCCACAGCAGCCUCCAGACUUUGACACACUUCUUGGAGGUGAAGUGGGAGGAGUGGAGUUUGGUAAACUUCCUUUUGGAGCCUGCGAGGAGCCAAUCAGUGAACUUCAUCUUGCAACCACUUGGCCUCAUCUGACAGAAGGCAUAGUUGUGGAUAAUGAAGUCUACAGUGACCUUGACCCUCUCCAAGCUCCUCACUGGUCUGUCCGAGUCAGGACUGCUGAAAACCCUCAAUGUUUACUGGGUGACUUACUGACAGAGUUCUUGAAGCUCUCCUUUAGGAAGGAGUCUACUGAGGAUGUUCUUGGAAGAAGAUUGGUUGAAGAUGAGGGCAAAGAAAAUAGUGACGUCAGCACUGCUUUAUCCAAGCUGACAGAGCCAGCAGCAACAGUGCCUAUCUCUAAACUAUCUGUCUCCAAUAUGGUGCACAGUGCCCGAAAGCACAUCCGACGCCGUAGACACGAUGAUGAGUCACCCCUGAACACUGAUGUACUCAAUUCUGUCCUUCUGUAUCUCUUCCCAGAUGCUGCUGUGGAGCGAUCAUCAGAGAAAAGCAAGAAUAAAGCUGCACAGGCAAACUCCUAUGAGAAAGCCGAGCAAGAUAAAAACUCUGACUGUAUGCUGAACUGCUGCAUUGAGAGAAAGAGGGCCAGAGAUGAGGCUCGCAAGGUGCUGGACGGGAACAAAGAACGAGAGAGCAGGGUGUCUGGUGGCUACCAGAACAGCUUUCCUGUACCAGAGUCACCAAUUGAUACAGCAGCAGCAUCCGCCUCAACAAGGGAGAUGUCUGUGGGAAAAUCCUGGGACUCUUGGAGCGACAGUGAGGAGGAAUUCUAUGAGUGUCUGAGUGACCAGGGGGAGGUAGAAACUCCAUAUACUGAGAAAAAAAAGGAUGGAAGCAAAAGUAAAGCAGAGGGCAGGCUGCACCCCUUUAACAACAUGACUCUACUCAACUCUGCAGAUCCUAUCUAUGUUCCUGUCACACAGGAACCUGCUCCCAUGACAGAGGAUCUGUUAGAGGAGCAGUCAGAAGUACUUGCCAAACUGGGCACAUCUGCUGAAGGUACCCACCUCCGUGCCCGGAUGCAGAGUGCCUGUCUACUCUCUGACAUGGAGUCCUUUAAGGCAGCCAAUCCAGGCUGUGUUCUGGAGGACUUUGUGCGCUGGUAUUCACCAAGGGAUUACAUAGAGGAGGAGGUAAUCGAUGAGAAAGGUAACACAGUGGUGAAAGGGAAUCUUAGUGCCAGGAUGAAGAUCCCAGGCAACAUGUGGGCAGAGACUUGGGAGACAGCCAGGGUUACACCUGCACGUCGCCAGAGAAGGCUUUUUGAUGACACUAAGGAAGCAGAGAAGGUUCUGCAUUAUUUGGCUGUACAGAAACCUGCUGACCUAACACACCAUCUCCUGCCCUGCAUACUCCAUGCUGCUAUUAUGAAAUUGAAGGAGGAGGAGUUAGUAGAAGACAUUCCAUCGGUCAAAAAAAGCAUUCAGCAAGCUACAUCUCAGGCCAGCAAGCUUCUGCAGCCCCACAACCAUGACAACAAGAAAUUAGAGGAUUUCAUCAACCAGUUGAUGACCAUGGAAACAGUCAUCACACAAGCUCGCUCACUCAAGGCCAAGUUUGCCGUCAAUGAGGGUGAGAGUAAAGAGGACACAGCUGAACUAGAAAAGUUUGUGAGUUCUCUCUUGGAAGAACCGGAGGUUGUAGUCGUUGGAGCUGGCCAGGGCCCAGCUGGCAGCAUCAUCCACAGACUCUUUGUCAGCGCUCAAAGGCUGACUGACUUCACCAGUGAUGAGGCUACUCUCCUGACACCACUGGACGAAGAGUUGGGAAAUGCCAGGAAGCCAACUGGAGUAAGCAACAAAGUGCCUGACUUCCCCUCUCCGGCUGGCAGGGAGAUUAUUUUGCGUACAUGUGUCCCUCGGCCGGCACCGUACUCCAAAGCUCUGCCUCAGCGGCUCUUCUGUGUGCUGUUGAGGGAGGAGUUCAGAUUGGCAGGGGCCUUCUCUUCAGACACUUCCUUCUUCUAAGAUUAAAUACCAUUUCACUAUAUUUGUUAUCAAAUCAUGUUGCAUUUGGUCAUUAUAAUCUGCACCUUGCAACCAGAAGUAGAUCAGUGAAGGGCAAAGGCUGGCAUAUUGAAAAUAAUUAAUUUAGUUUAUCCUCCAUAGAUUCAUGAGUACACAAUUACAAGUAUCAAGUAUUUUUAUAAAGAGAGAGUUUAAAAGAAGGAACAAAAUAAGUUUCACUUUGCAUCUGUAUGCAAUAUGACCAGAAAUGUUCCUGAGACACAUCGAAAGGACAGCCUGCUCAACCUCUGGACCACUAUGGUUUCACCAUGAAGCAAAGUAUUUUUACACUUCUCAGUGGCCAUUUAUUUGUGACCACCACUAAAAUUUUAACACCAUUUACUUUUCUUUUUUUGUCAAAUUAGUGACUGUGACUGUAAUGACACA